AAAAAUCAAAUACCGCUUUAGGAAACUAGCAAGAAAGAAACUGUGGUCGCCCCCUCUGUGUCUCGGUCUCAGUCUCUGUUUCUCUCAAAGCCUAGUUGGGUUGGAUUGGGAGACUGUAUUUAAACCAACCCCAUCUUUCUCUAAUCCGUUGUAUGUAUACCCUACUCACACAGCCAAAGAUACACAUAAUAGUUUGUGAAAUUUUCAAGUUGAAUUGUUCUCAGAUUUCCUUUUCUCUGAAACUGUUCUGUUUCUCUGCUUGAGCUUUUUUCCUUGAAUUUAUUUUGGUGAAGAUGACGGGAGAAUCUUCCAGCAAGGUGCCGGAAUCCGCAGCCGGAGAUGGGUUGGCAGGGUUGCUGAAGAAUCUAGGGCGUGAUGAGAUUUUGGAAGCCUUGUCUGAUGGAGGCGGGUUUUGUCUUCACUGUCAAGAUCUAUUGCAGACUCGUAUUCUCAAUCUAAUUAAUAAAAAAACGAGUGAGUUAUCAGUAUCAAGUGGUAAUGGUCAAAAUUCGGUAGAAUUCUGGUCUGCAAACUCGUCUAGCUCUUCUGUAUUAGAGAAAAAUUCACAAUCUUCUACUAAGAGCACAUCAUGGAGCUCUAUCCGAACCCCUGAGCCUGCUGGUCACUCAGGAAUACGAAACGGAUCUGUUAAUUCAUCACCUGCAUCAGUGGACAUAAAACAGAUAUCACUAAACGACGGGCUUGGUGUAAUGGAGGAGCAAAAGGAGCGUACUAGGUUCGCUCAAAUUGGCAGGAAAAAGGAUUAUGUUCAUAUUGAGAGGAUCGAUGGGAAGGCGACAAAUGUCCUCCAAGGACUCGAACUUCACACUCAAGUUUUUAAUACCGAGGAGCAGAAGAAGAUUGUUGAUCGUGUUUAUAAUUUACAGCGCAUGGGGCAAAACGGUCAGCUUAGAGCUCGAACAUAUACCGAACCAAAGAAGUGGAUGCGAGGUAAAGGACGUGUCACGAUUCAAUUUGGUUGCUGUUAUAACUACGCAGUGGACAAAAAUGGGAAUCCCCCAGGUAUUAUUAGAGAUGAGGAAGUCGAUCCGCUACCUCCCUUGUUCAAGCAAAUGAUCCAGAGGAUGGUGAGGUGGCACAUUUUGCCUCCAACAUGUGUCCCCAACAGUUGUAUUGUCAAUAUCUAUGAUGAAGGGGAUUGCAUUCCACCUCACAUUGAUCACCAUGACUUCUUUCGACCUUUUUGCACUGUUUCGUUCUUGACUGAGUGCAAUAUACUCUUUGGUGCAAAUCUGAAAAUUCUUGGCCCGGGAGAGUUUUCUGGUCCUGUUUCUAUAGCUUUGCCAGUCGGAUCGGUGCUCAUUCUAAAUGGCAAUGGAGCUGACAUUGCUAAACAUUGUGUUCCUGGUGUCCCGGCAAGAAGGAUUUCGAUCACUUUUAGAAAAAUGGAUGACAGCAAACAACCAUACAGUUUUGCAGCUGACCCAGACCUCGUGGGAAUAAAACCUCUUGUGUACUCUCCAACAAUCAAGUCGCGGGUCCAAGAAAACCAAAAGGAAAAUAAUAAGAUUACCCGUCCUCAAGAACCUGUAGGAAUCGCUGCAGAGGCAAACAAUAGCUCCAUUUUCAAUGUGAAAGAUGAUUUUCCUCCGCUUGGUAGCUUAAAUCCGGUGAACAAGCUGAGGGGUAACCGAUAUGGUCGAAGGCAAUGAGGUUCCGGCAGUUCAUUGUAUUAUUUUUUAUUUUGUUUUUUCACGCAAUUGGUAGGUUUUAACUUUAUGGUAGUGUGAUGUAGAGUUAAAAAUAUUAUGCUGGAAUUAUAUACAUGUAUUUUUGACAUAAAAUUAUGGGUUGGGAAAGCACAAGGCUCUGUAUUUUUGACUAAAAAAAAAAUUACUCUAAAAAGUGUUCUACAAAAGGUUGAGGAAUCAAAUGUUUAAUUUUUUUUA
Molecule: messenger RNA, 1910 nt
Organism: Camellia sinensis
Lineage: Eukaryota; Viridiplantae; Streptophyta; Magnoliopsida; Ericales; Theaceae
Product: RNA demethylase ALKBH9B
Biological process (GO): mRNA catabolic process
Molecular function (GO): mRNA binding; demethylase activity
Source: RefSeq, a predicted model, not a curated record